AUGAACUCAAAUAAUAAUUCGGAUUUAUCAUCGAAACAUGAAGAAACAUACCAUUCUACAAUUAACAAACAUCAUAUAGUAGAGUUUGUUCCAACAAGUAAUAAUGAUCCAUUAUUGAUUAAGUUACAACGUUUAUUUGUUUCAUCAUUCUCUGAAUAUUAUAAAAUCAUAGAGCCACAAUUAAAUCUACCAACAGAUGAAACACUAUUAACUUGGUUGGAAAAAGCAUUUAAUGAAGAAGUGAAUGAAUUACUUUCUCAUCAAUGUCGUUGUUUUGUGAUAUAUACGUCAUCAUCUUUAUCUGUUGUUGCUGGUUUUUUGACAAUAAAAGAAAAUAAAAAUGAUUCAAAUGACAUAUAUAUUUCUCAAUAUGCUGUAGAUCCAGCAUUCAAGAGACAAGGCUAUGGAUUACAUCUUUUAAAAUAUCUUGGUAAAGUUUUUCCUUCAGCAACAUCUUAUACAUGUCUUUGUCGACGAGUAAAUAAACCAGCAUUAAAAUUUUACGAAAAAUGUGGAGCUACUUUUAUUGAUGACGAUCAAAUUAUUACAAAUUACGGAUACAAUCCUAUCGAUUACAUUAGUUUGAAACUAAGUAGCAAUCAACUUGAAACAUUAUGA
Rotaria sp. Silwood1 is the source of this 618-nucleotide messenger RNA. The record is from the annotation of a GenBank genome assembly. Lineage: Eukaryota; Metazoa; Rotifera; Eurotatoria; Philodinida; Philodinidae.